Messenger RNA from Thyridium curvatum, 1845 nucleotides. RefSeq lists its product as uncharacterized. Gene Ontology annotation, molecular function: FAD binding. The transcript has 3 exons. The record is from RefSeq and is a predicted model, not a curated record. Bases 1 to 1845 code for a protein of 614 amino acids. Lineage: Eukaryota; Fungi; Ascomycota; Sordariomycetes; Thyridiales; Thyridiaceae.
AUGGCAUCACACGGCGACCUCCGGGCCCCGGCCGGAGACGGCAAGACGGCCUCGGGGCCCCUGGAGACGGAGUUCCUCGUCGUCGGCGCCGGACCGGCGGGAGCCUCGCUGGCGUGCUUCCUGGCGUCCUACGGCCUGAAGGGCAUCAUGAUCAGCGCGGCGCCCGGCACGGCUGAUACGCCGAGGGCUCACAUCACGAACAUGGCGGCGCAAGAAUGCCUCCGCGACAUCGGCCUCGACCAAGAAGUCGAGCAGGUCUCGUCCCAGGGCCACUGCAUGGUGCACACGCGGUGGUGCCACAGCAUGGCCGGCGUCGAGUACGCGCGCCUCUUCUCGUGGGGCAACGACCCGCAGCGCAAGGGCGACUACGAGGAGGCCAGCCCCUGCUCGCCGGUCGACCUGCCGCAGACGCUCCUCGAGCCCAUCCUCGUCCGCCACGCCACCCACAGCGGCUUCAAGACGCGCUUCGACACGAGCCUGACGUCCUUCUCGCGCGACGCCGCGUCCGGCGCCAUCACGGCGCAGGUCCGGGACAACCUGUCGGGCGCCGAGUACGCCAUCCGCACGCGCUACCUGUUCGGCGCCGACGGCGCGCAGAGCCAGGUCGUGAAGCAGCUCGGCAUCCCGCUCGUCCGCAAGCCCGGCGGCGGGCUCGCCAUCAACGUCCUCGUGCGCGCCGACCUGUCGCACCUCGUCGACUCGCGCCGCGGCAACCUGCACUGGGUCAUGCAGCCCGACCGCGAGCACCCGGCCUUUGGCUGGAUGGCGCUCGUGCGCAUGGUCAAGCCCUGGCACGAGUGGAUGUUCAUCCUGUUCCCCGAGCAGGGCAGCGCGCCCGACAUGAACGCCCCGCGCGACGAGUACCUGAAGCGGGUCAAGGAGAUGAUUGGCGACGACACCCCCGCCGAGAUCCUCGGCGUGUCCAAGUGGUUCAUCAACGAGAUUGUGGCGGAGCGGUACGACGACGACGAGGGGAACAUUUUCUGCCUCGGCGACGCCGUGCACCGGCACCCGCCCUUCAACGGCCUGGGCUCCAACACCUGCAUCCAGGACGCCUUCAACCUGGCCUGGAAGGUCGCCUACGUGCACCGCGGCCUGGCCGACCCCUCCCUGCUCAAGACCUACAGCGCCGAGCGCCAGCCCGUCGGCAAGGCCAUCAUCACGCAGGCCAACGACUCCUUCCGCGAGCACUUCCACGUCUGGGAGGCCCUCGGCGCCACGCCCAAGGACCUCGCGGAGCGCACGCAGAUCCUGUCCCGGCUCGAGGCCGAGGGCCCCGAGGGCCGCGCCGGCCGCAAGGCCUUCCGCGAGGCCAUCCACAGCACGCGCCACGAGUUCCACGCCCUGGGCAUCGAGAUGGGCCAGCACUACGAGAGCGCCGCCGUCGCGCAGGCCGACGAGCCGGCGCCCUACGCCGUGCCCGCCCGGGUCGCCGAGGAUCCCGUGCUGCACCUCCACCGCAACACCUACCCGGGCUGCCGCCUGCCGCACGUCUGGCUCAACACGGCCGUGCCCAGCACGCCGAAGUCGACCAUCGACCUCGCGGGCCACGGCAAGUUCGUGCUCUUCACGGGCAUCGGCGGCGGCGCGUGGAAGGCCGCCGCCGCGACGGUGGCGGCGGAGCUCGGCGUGCCCGUCGACGCGCACUCCAUCGGCUUCCGGCAGGACUGGGAGGACUUUUACUUUGACUGGGAGAGGCUGCGCGGCGUGGAGGAGUCGGGCGCCGUGCUGGUGCGGCCCGACCGGUUCGUGGCGUGGCGGUGCCAGGAGGUCGUCGGCGACGCGGACGCGUGCGCCGCGAGGCUGAAGGGGGUCAUCAGGGGUGUUUUGGGGUUCAAGGAGUAG